GAGCCUAGCCCCCUCGCAUCACCGCCUCCGCCUGCUCAAUAUCUCGGUCAAUUUCCGCCUCAAUAUCUUCAUCAUACGUCGCAAGCUGACGUAGAAGCUCCUCUCGGCUAAGCCUCUGUGCCUGAGGAUGAGGCUGAGGCUGAGGCUGAGGCGUAGGCUGAGGCGUAGGCUGAGUACUAUCUUGCCUCUGAGCUCGUGCCUUUUUCCGUGGUACCUUAUCCUUUGCACCAGGCGGCCGGCCGCGCUUUUUAGCUGCAGGUGCAGCCGUAAGUGUAGCCGUAGGUGUAGCCGUAGGUGUUGCUGUAUGCGCUGCUGUAUGCGCUGCCGUAGGCGCUGCUAUAUUGUGGACGGAGAAGAAAAGGAUGUAAUUAAUUGUGAUCAAGGCCGCAUUUGGAGAGAGCAUUUGGAAUUAGUGAGCAAGUUAAGCGAGCGAAUCGGAGGCUACGGAGCACCCCUCCGAGCCAAUCAGAAGGUGGUGAAACGACAGGGGGGGAGGGGGUGUACGCGCAGUGAAAAGGGGGUGUACGUAUAGGAAUU
Molecule: messenger RNA, 537 nt
Organism: Mytilinidion resinicola
Lineage: Eukaryota; Fungi; Ascomycota; Dothideomycetes; Mytilinidiales; Mytilinidiaceae
Exons: 1
Coding region: 128-532 (134 amino acids)
Source: RefSeq, a predicted model, not a curated record